Messenger RNA from Impatiens glandulifera, 771 nucleotides. RefSeq lists its product as uncharacterized. The transcript has 3 exons. Bases 1 to 771 code for a protein of 256 amino acids. The record is from RefSeq and is a predicted model, not a curated record. Lineage: Eukaryota; Viridiplantae; Streptophyta; Magnoliopsida; Ericales; Balsaminaceae.
AUGUCGAACGAUAAUUUGAAAUUCUCUCUGUGCUCAAUUGUUGAGAAAAAACUGCUCAAUGAAACGAAUUUCCUUGAUUGGGAAAUGAAUCUGAGAAUUAUUCUCAGGUCUGAGGGACGUGAGGACGUCCUAACUACCCUUAUCCCUACUGUGACCGGAACCUCAUCAGAUGAGGAGAAGGCAACAUCAACUCGGGUGAAAACCGAAGCAUUACCUGUUACUUGCCUCAUGCUAGCUGCAAUGGAGCCUGAAUUGCAAAAGAGGUUUUUGCAUUCUGAUGAUUAUACUAUCAUAACUGAACUGAAAAUGCUGUUUAAGAAUCAGGCAAGGAUAGAGCGAUAUGAGACUCACACGGCUAUACUUGAUAGCAAGCUUGUGAAGGGAAAACCAGUGAGUCCUCAUGUGAUUAGCCUGACUGGGCUUUUCAAGAGGAUGGAAAAUCUAGGGACCCCAUAUGACCAAGAGUUGGCCACUGAUAUUGUUCUUAGAUCCUUACAUGAUGAAGAAGGAAGUUCUAAAUGUCAACAAUGGGAAGGGGUGGCUAAGAAAAAGAACAAUAACCAAGGGAAAGGCAAGCAAGUUGCCAAACCCAAGGGUGGUGAGAAGCCAAUGAUGGUUGCUGAUCAUGAUUGUUUUUACUGCAAGGGACUUAGAAAUAAAAGACAAGUGAAGAAAGGAGAGAUAGACCUGCGCGUUGGAAAUGGAGCAAGUGUUGCUGCACUUACCGUAGGAGAUUUAAGUCUAUCUUUACCUUCUGGUUUAAUAUUAUAA